Messenger RNA from Phlebotomus papatasi, 3284 nucleotides. RefSeq names its product ankyrin repeat domain-containing protein SOWAHB (gene sowah). The record is from RefSeq and is a predicted model, not a curated record. Bases 40 to 1029 code for a protein of 329 amino acids. NCBI's taxonomy places the organism in Eukaryota, Metazoa, Arthropoda, Insecta, Diptera, Psychodidae. The transcript is spliced from 4 exons.
ACGGAUUGUGUGUGUUUUUUUCUGAGUGUUUUGUGUACAAUGGAGCUUUCUCUCGCGGAAAUUCGUAAUUUUAUGAUAAAUAAUGGGUGUAAAGUGACUAAUCAUGCUCUAGUGAAGCACUUCAAGGAGUUCCUUACAAAUCCUGAUACCCAAAAUGAAGCCCGGAAGCAAUUCAAGACAUACGUGAACAUUCUCGCGACCAUCCGAACCGAGGAUAAGCGAGAUGGUUCGAAUGAGAAGGAGAAAUAUCUAAUUCUCAAGUCAAAAUACCUCCAUGAAUGCCCAUCGGAAGAUAAUUUGAGUCUGGCCAGUGGAAGUACCCCAAUAAUGAGUCCCUCCACUCGCUCCAUUGCGUCCGAGAGUGAAUUUUCUCCUGGCGGGAGACAACCUCCACCCUAUAGGCCUCCUCCAAUAGUCUCUCCUGGAGCUUCCUCCUCAGGAACUCCCGUAAAAGUCCCCAUUAUGGAACCCCAGACUCGUGCCCAGUAUAAGGACUGUAUCAAUGAGUAUCGCACGGCAAUUAUGGGACUUCAGCGUCAGCCAAGUCUCGAGCAGGCUCCUGCUGAGUUCCGCCGAAGCGAGAGCCAAGAGGAUCCGCCUCAAGUGCCUCCCAGGAAGCGCUCGAGCGCCGAAAGAUCCUUCUCAGUGGAGAAGUCCAGCAGUGAUGAUUCCGUGGAGGAGGCCAAUAAAGAAAAUCUGGCCAUUAUGGAGGAGAUGAUGGAGAUUGCAAAGACAGAGUCAGAGAAUAAGAUUAGUGUGAAAGAGGCCACGAAGAAGUUCAAUAGAAUCGCAUCUGAGGAGGAGAAAAUCAUCUCGCCAUCAUCGAAGAAGAAGCCCGAAAAGACCGUUGAUUCUGAGAUAAAUGAUCAAGAGACUUUGUUGUCUGAUCCAAAAGCCAAAGAAUGGCUUGUUAGUGCUGCCAGAUGCAACUAUCAGGAACUUUCAAAAUUGGCAUCGGAUCGUCCCUGGCUCGUGAAACUUCGGGUAAGUCUCUUUUUAAUUUUUGCCCAAUUUUUCAAUUUUCAAUGAAAGUCAUCAUCAAAUUCAAAAGUAUAGAAUUUUUGUAGAGAAAUUUCCUAUAUCCUCAAGUGUUUUAAGUGAAAUUUCGACAUUAACCUAAUAAUUAAGAUCAAAUGUCGAGGAUCAUCUUCAUCUUUUGAAGUCAAAGAUGAAAAUCAUUAGUGACAGCUGCAAAAUUUUCCAUUUACAUUUUGUGCACUAAUUCAUUUUCAUGUGACACAGAUUAUGAUGGGAAUCUCUUAAUUGAAAUCUUAUAUCUCUCUUCACAAAGAAAUUAUCAACUCUUAUUCUUCCUCUCUUCUACGUACAAUCUUAAUGAUUUUGCAGUGUGGAUCUAAAUUAGAAUGAGGAGCAGAAAAAAAGUGUUUUUUUUCAUUUGCAUGAGAAACAGUUUAUUAAUUACAAUUUCAUCUAUCUGGUUAAUAUCAUAAAUGACUUGACGAAAUUUUACUAUUUAGGCAAACGUAAGAUGAAUUAGAUUGAUGGAGCUUCAGGGAGGGGAGAUGGAUGGGGAAGUUAAAAAAGUUAAAUAGAUUUUUUUUUCUAUUUACGCCAUAAAUUUUGAUUCAAUCUACUUGGAAGUAAUAAUAAUUUCUAAGGCUAUAGAUGAAAUAUCGGGUUUUAUUUUGAUCUCAAUCUCAAUUGAUCGUGCCCCAAAAUGAAAUUAGUUUUCAAAAUAUGUUUUCCUAAUUGUUUUCUCUCCUCAUGUGGACUUUUCAAUUGAGUUGUGAUGAAAAGGUAAUUUUUAGAGCUGUCUCAAGUUAUGAUAUAUAUCUAGUUUUUUUUUUUGUAACUGAAGUCAAAAUGCUCCCAAUUUUUGCUCCAGUUGAUUGACAAGUAGUUGAUGUUUUCCAGUGUAAGAAAUUAGUGUUGUGUUUCAAUACAUAGUGUCCUUCUUGGGAAAUUCAAAGACAUAAAUGGUGUAUCAGGAUAAUUUUCACAUGGCCCAGAGGGAUUCACAGAAAAAAAACAUCCUCAAGUUUUUGUCUUUUGGAUGAAAGAUGACAAAUGUGCAAGAGGCACAGGAAGUGCCUGAGGUCCAUGAGAAGAAUAUUGGGCUGAUCGUAAAUCACAAACUUGUCCAAUGAUCCUAAUUAGACAAUGAGACGCAAUCCGACACUGUGGCGCCAAAUUGUGGCCAGAGGGUGUUGUAGAAAAAUAUAAGAUUAUUCAUAUUUCAGUUUUUAAGGUUUUUGGCAUUAUAUGAUGCUAAAUGUAUUUUAAUAUUCAACGAAUAUACGGGAAAGCCAUUGCGAUUCUCUGUUAUACGUAGAGGAAAAUGCCUAUGCUUAGUACGAUAGCAAGCUUCGUAGUGACUAAAUUCUUCCUAAGUUUCUAAAAUAAUGUAAUGAAUAAAUGUGAUUCCGCAAUAUAUUUUAUAAACUGGGUUGGGUUACUUUCCCCUAAUUUUUAAAAUAUAGGUGCUAUGGUGCAUUUAUUGAGAUAUUGAGAUUUAUAGGAAAAAUUUAGCUAUUACGACGAAGCUUGAAAUCGUACAAAUCAUUGGCAUCUUCCCCCGGUAUGAUUUCUCAGCUUCAAAAGAAUUAUUCGGAAAAAGAAUUAAAAACACUUGACCUUCUCUACUUUCAAUUGGAGGUCUUUCCCUUAGGAUUCUCCUUUCUCUAGAACCUCUUAUUUCUAGGAAGAUUAUCUAAAUUUAUUAAACAUUGGACUCUAAAAAUAUUAAGCAUUUUUCACCAAUAAAUCAAUUACAUUGCUCUAAAAUUAGUUAAAUACGAAUGAUCUGCUAUCGAGUAAUGAAAUAGAUUGCAAAUUGGUUGCCUUUUCCCGAAAAAGUGAAACACAUUGAGACAAUAUCAAGGUCUGUUCUUUCAGUGAAAAAGUCAACUACCCUUUUAAUUUUCUUGAUGCAAUUCUUUUACCAAUCAUUCACUUUUUUACUUUCCUGUUCAAAAUACUUCGGGUAAGUGUGCCAAAUUCCGGCCAGCUUACAAUUCCGGCCACCUUUUUUGUUCCUUGAAUUUCAAUAAAUUUUUAGUUUUUACAUACUCUAGAGAUUAUACAGUGCAAAAGAAUAGCAAAAAAUGUAGCUAUGACAAACGAGAUGACGUGAAAAAGACAUUGGAAGAAUUCCCGAAGGGCAAGGAACUAUGAGAAUGAAGGUGGCCGAAAUAGGGCACCAAAGCUAUGUCUACAUUUUUAUUAAUUUUAAAAUGUAUUAAGAAUGAUUUUAGAGUAAAUAAAGACGAUAAACUGUAUAGAAGGUUCCAAACAACGCUCCUUAAGAAGAAGGAAUAAAAAAA